Molecule: messenger RNA, 2109 nt
Organism: Candida albicans SC5314
Lineage: Eukaryota; Fungi; Ascomycota; Pichiomycetes; Serinales; Debaryomycetaceae
Product: serine-type carboxypeptidase
Exons: 1
Coding region: 1-2109 (702 amino acids)
Biological process (GO): proteolysis; apoptotic process
Cellular component (GO): trans-Golgi network
Molecular function (GO): serine-type carboxypeptidase activity
Source: RefSeq, a predicted model, not a curated record
AUGAAAUUAAUAUUAUCAACAUUGAUUGUAUUUAUUCACACCUUAUUGGUGCUGGCUUUACCUACAAAAGAAGGGUCAGAUCCUAACUCAGCUAAGAAAUAUUUAGUUUCUGAUUUACCUGGAUUACAUGAGAAUAUAACUCCAGAUAAUUCCAUACCUUUGAUGUUUGCUGGACAACUAGAAAUAUAUCCUGAAACUGAUACUCAUUAUUUUUUCUGGAAAUUCAGUGAUCUGAAUCCAGAAACGGUUACUAAUAGAACUAUAUUUUGGCUUAAUGGUGGGCCUGGUUGUUCGUCUAUGGAUGGUGCAUUAUUAGAAACUGGACCUUUCAGAAUAAACUCCCAACAACAAGUCAUUAGCAAUAAUGGAUCAUGGCAUAAGAUGGGGGAUAUUAUAUAUGUUGAUCAACCUGCUGGUACUGGAUUCAGUUAUUCUGAUACUUAUAUCACUGAUUUAGAUCAAGUGGCUGAGUAUUUUUUAAAAUUUAUGGAAAAAUAUUAUGAAUUAUUUCCUGAAGAAAUAGGCUAUGAGAUUUAUUUUGCUGGUGAAAGUUAUGCUGGUCAGUAUAUUCCUUAUAUUGCCGAUGCUAUAUUACAAAGAAAUAAAAAGUUGGUUGAUGGUGAACAUAAAUAUGAUUUGCGUGGAGUCUUAAUUGGGAAUGGUUGGGUUUCUCCUAAUGAACAAAGUUUAUCAUAUUUGCCAUUUUUCAAAGACCAUGGGUUGAUUGAUGUGCAUCAUCCAAAGUGGGCAACAUUAUUAGCUAAACAUGAACAAUGUCAAAAAAUCGUUAAUAAAAUAGACUCUACUUUUGAUGAUGGUGUAGUUCAUUAUUAUGAGGUCAGCUCUUCUACUUGUGAAGCCAUUUUAACUGAUUUAUUGGAGUACACUCAAGAUACGGCUAGUGAAAAGGACCAAAGAUGUGUUAACAUGUAUGAUUACACUUUACGUGAUUCUUAUCCUUCAUGUGGUAUGAACUGGCCUUAUGAAUUGGUGAAUGUGGGACCAUUUUUAAGACAAGAAAAAGUUAUGCAUCAAUUGAAUUUAAUCAAUUUGAAAAAAUGGAAUGAAUGUAAUGGCAGAGUUGGUCGUACAUUUCAAGCAAGACAUUCUAUUCCUGCAGUACAUCUUUUACCUGAAUUAGCCAAAGAAAUCCCGGUGAUGUUAUUCAAUGGUGCCAAUGAUAUUAUUUGUAAUUCUCAAGGUGUUUUGUCAUAUCUCCAGAAAUUACAAUGGAAUGGUGAAACGGGAUUUACUAAUAAAGAUAACCAAAUAAGUUGGAUUUAUGACAAUAAAGAAGUUGGUUAUAUCAUAUGGGAAAGAAAUAUUUCAUUCAUUAACAUUUAUAACUCAUCACAUAUGGUACCAUAUGAUUUACCCGAUGUAUCAAGAGCGUUGAUUGAUUUAAUAACGGGUAAAUAUGAUGAAAAGGAUGUUGAUGGCAAAAAAUCAUUUGUGACGUACCCAUUAGGAUCGAGAAAGGAAAGUGAUGCGUCCGCCGAUGGAGAAGAGAAUGCUGGACUGGACAAAGUUCCUGGUGAUAGUCCUUCACAGACUAUAGACCCAAUGAUAUCGUCAUCUACUGCGUCAUCAUCAUCAGUUGAGUCUUCCUUAUCAAGCAGUACAGCAUCGGCUGAUUCCGAUUCCACCAGUAGUAAAUUCACAAGAUUAAUUCAAUUAGCAGUAAUUCUUGUGAUAUUCUGGGGGGUUUAUGUGCUUUAUGCAUCCUAUAAAUCAAGACCAUCGUCAAUAAUUAAAAAACCUACGAAUAAUACCAGCAAUGUCACUCGCUCAUCAGCUGGUAAGAAAAAGAAUGUCCAAUGGGCAGAUCAAUUAAAUCAAUUUGAAGAUGAUGAAAGAACUCAAGAACCCAACCAAGGGAUCAUUGCUAAAGCAAUUGGUAAAAUCACUGGAUCGAAAGAUACAAGAGGUAGAUAUGCUCCUGUUCAAAGAGGAAAUGGUAAUGAAUACAUAGAUGAUAUUGAGUUGGGUGAAGGUCUAAGUGAUCCUAAUGUCGAUGAGUUUAUAAUUGGCAGCGAUGAUGACGAGGAACAAGGACAGGCACAUUCAGGUGCUGCUACUCAUAAUCAAAAACAAAAACCAAUGAAUUAG